AUGCCGAAAUCUGCCCCAUCAAAAUCCCACGGCGCACUACAAACGAGGGUCAACAAAGGCGGGAGUCCUCCCAAAACACCCCCGACCAACACCGCUCGAUCUGCCCCAUCAAAAUCCCUUUUGACUGGCAAGCCCUACAGCGCACCACAAACGAAGGCCGACAAACGCGAACGUCCUCCUAAACCGUCCCCCACCAACACUCUUGCCCUUCGGUCUCAUCCGGAGGGCGAUGUGCCCCACAGUUCCGAGCUCUCCCCACCUCCACCUCCCCCUUCCUCUCCGCCGCCAGCCCCCAAGCGAGACCCGGAGGACUUGUAUGAGGAGGCUACCGAAGUAGACACGCCCCCUUCGCUGACUGCGGAGUCUUCCAAAGGAACAAGCAACAGCCAGAAGAAGAAGAAGGAGAAGCAAGAGAGCAAGAGGAGGAGACUCUCAAAGGAAGCCACGCUCAUAUUCAGCUCGCAAGUAUUUCAACCCAGCCCCGGAGGAGGCGAUUCGGAAGUGACACUCGACGACAAAUCCUUCCCAGCAGGCCAGACGUCUGAAAAGACGGUCAACGGCUCCUCUGUGCUGGUUGACAGAUCCUCUUCCUCCACCAUCGCAGUCAUCUCUCGAAAGCCCUCGCAAGGCCUCUUCUCCAGCUCUAUUCCGGCCCCGCUCCCACCCUCCCCCUUGCCCCGCCAAACCUUCGACGAGGCCACCGAAAUUGGCACGCCCCCAUCGCAUGAUGCACACCUUCUUCACCCACUCCUCGACGGGCGCCCCUCCGCUCGCCUCUCCCCUCCUCAUCUCCCGACGAAGAGCGCGAGGUCUUUGAUCCCGAGGUCAAGGACCUGCUUCAAAUUUGGAAUCCCCACCAAUUUGGAAGAGUGCAGGAAAGCAUGGGACUCACUCUGGGAUGAGGAUGUCUGGAGUGGCCGUAGCUUGAAGACUCUGAGCAGCGCUAGGCAUAGGGUGCUUCUGUUAAAGGUCGAGAAGAAGCAGAAGGGUGCGGUCAAAGAGCUGGGCCGCUUCAAAGUUCAUCGUGCUCGACUUCACCGAUGGCUGAUCAGUGUCUGUCGACCGUUCUGGACUGUUCUAUCAGGCGGCAUCCACUCCCUCAUGGAGCCGGGAGAUAUCGGCUUCAAUAGCGUCUUUGCUAAGGCGAUAUGGGGCAACAAGAGCACGGAGCUGUACCAGUACCUGCGGAAAAUCAACUCCUACCGAUCGGACAUCGAAUACAUCUCUUUCAAGAUACACUGGACCAUCCUGAAGCUGCAAACCCGUGAUCUGGGAUGGGACUUCUCCACUGGCCAGCCGAAGGACGCCUUCAAGGAUCGCUGCCUUGUCAACCUCUUGUCGAACAAGAAGCUGAAGAAAUUACUCGAAAACAUCAUCCACCAAGGGGCGUGCCUUUUGUUCUACUCCGGAUGGUCUCAGAAAGCCUGUCUCGAAGAGGGUGCGGUGCGGUUCAAGCAGAAGGCGGUCCACGACUACUUGCGAGACGCUUUUCUGGAGGAAGGGAUCUGGGAGCAAACGAGGGUCGACGUCUUUGAGCGACAGUGGGCGGAUCCCGAGCGAAAGGAGAAGGUCACUCCGCUCCUCCAGAACACCAACAAGAAGGAUCCUUCUCUGGAGCAAGAACUGGCGAGGGCGAUCAUCGAGCGUUACAAGGAGGCUCGGGAGGUGGGCGAGGAUGUCUCGAUCGAGAAAGUCGAUCCCGGGGACAAGAUUCAUGCUCGAGGAGGUCGCGUCUUGCAUCCCUUCGCCCCUGCGUACGACCGAUUCGACCGCCAGAACAACGAGGUCGACCCCGCCGCGGCAGAAUUCUUCAAGUUUGACCGCAACCUCCGCCGCCACGCCCGAAGCGAAGGCAACUCUUUCAUGGAGAGUCGUCUCCCACCUGUUGCUGAGGGCUCCAGCCAGUUCGGAGGCCGAGAUUGGCACCACGUCCAUGGCGUCAAGAUGGUGACCGCUGGUCUUGUCGUUAACCUCCCCGACCUCAUCGAAACUAUCGACAACGCCUUUUACGGCCUGAUGCUCCCAAAGCUUCAGGAAGCGCGGCUCACCAUCCCCAACCUUCGCCAACGCCUCCUCUCCAUUGCCAUAUCCCUGUCCCCCUCCGACCUCCCCACCAAAUCGCUCUCGGUCCCGCCUGGAAUUGUUGCUCGCUCUGGUCUCGAAGGCAUCAGCUCCGAGUUCCUUUACUUGGUGCCGACCGAGUCCCAGAAGAAGGCUAUGGUGCUGCAGGUAGCAACAGAGAUCCGUGAGGUUGAAGAGGUGGAGGCGACGUUCGAGAGCAAAAAAGCUGGGUUUCCAACGGAGGCCGACGCUUUUGAGCGGAACAGACGAGACCUUACCCCAGUUGACCUGGAAGCGGGCUUUGAGGCUGCUGAGAAGCUAUUCAAGAGAGACUGUACAGCUCGAAGCGGUGAAGUCAAAAAAGAUGCCGAGCUCGUCCUCACCUUCCUCGACGACCUCUACGUCCACCCCUCUCUCCAAGCCCCCCAGCCUCAAGCAUCGUUCAGCCUGAGCCAGGUCUCGUCAGUCGUCUGCCGGCUCUUCAUGCGAGUCGCGCACCACUUUUCCUCGCGCAACGAGCAAAUAGCGAUGGACUUUCUGGAGCUGGCCUUCGACGUGCUCUUCCUCGGCAUCCACAUGCGGACCCCGGUCUUUGGAGGCGCGUGGCUUGAUCUGCGCAUCGCCCAGAUUGGCGAUAAAGUGUGGGAUGCUAAAGGAGUCCGAGAGCUGCCCGCCGUUAUCGCCCGUCUCGUCGUCGACCUCGUUGCAGUCGACAUCAAUCUGUCUGUGCUUUGUGCAAGACAUUGGCGCGUGGGUGGUGAUCCGACUGUUCGUUUGAGCUGGAGAUCUGUUCUGGGUGACGAUGCGAAGAACCUUCCGGCCAUACAUGCCAAGUUCAUCCACCAUCUGAUCCAGGACCAGGAUCGAAUCUGCGGCAUUGGUCAUUGUUACGAGCUGCUGACGGAUGACCCGCGUCAGCGGCUCAUUAUCAAAGGCCAAAGCAACCCCUCGCGCAAGUCGUUCGUCUCGGUUCAGCAGCACGUCCCACGCAGCAACGUCGACCUUGGUGAUGGCAAGCCUUCCUUCCCAUCCUUCGACUGUGCUUGGGUUAUUGGCUGCUCUCCCUACAGCCAGUCUGUAACAAUCUGUGUCUCACGGUAUGUUCAGAUCAUCCAUACGACACAGCGAAAGGCCGGGGGAAAGGGCCAUGAAGGUGCCUUGGUCAGGUCGUCUCGCAGAUUCAACAUCAACAUGACCUCGGCGUCUGAAGCCCAAGACAGAAAGGUCGAGUUGGUGGAUGACGAAGACGAGGAUCAGGUGCUGAGACCGGGCGUUGCUGAGGGUGAUGAGGACGAAUACUGGGAAGCGGAAGGUCGGGGAAGGCGGUCGAUGGACGAUCUCGAGGAAAGGGUGGUUGUGGAAGGCUCGUCGAAGGACCACCAAGUGUCUAGUCUUGUGCCGGGGAGUGAGUUGAGGAGGCAAGGGAAGCCUGAGAAGAGCAAGCGAAAAGCUGCUCCGGAAUUCUCGACCGAGACAACCAAGCCGAAGAAAAGCCGAAAAGGCAAGGAGAAAGCAGAGUGA
Molecule: messenger RNA, 3582 nt
Organism: Cryptococcus wingfieldii CBS 7118
Lineage: Eukaryota; Fungi; Basidiomycota; Tremellomycetes; Tremellales; Cryptococcaceae
Exons: 8
Coding region: 1-3582 (1193 amino acids)
Source: RefSeq, a predicted model, not a curated record